Molecule: messenger RNA, 862 nt
Organism: Plutella xylostella (diamondback moth)
Lineage: Eukaryota; Metazoa; Arthropoda; Insecta; Lepidoptera; Plutellidae
Gene: Atg12
Product: Autophagy-related 12
Biological process (GO): glycophagy; autophagy of mitochondrion; protein lipidation involved in autophagosome assembly
Cellular component (GO): phagophore assembly site membrane; Atg12-Atg5-Atg16 complex; autophagosome membrane
Molecular function (GO): Atg8-family ligase activity
Source: RefSeq, a predicted model, not a curated record
UGUCAGCCCAGUCCAAAUUUUGUUGUCAAACAAAAUUAACCUGCACUGCAAGAUUUUUACAAAUUUUCCUUUUUUCUUGUUAAUUUAACAGGUAAUUCCAAGGUAAACAGGAACUAAGACAAAUUAAAACAAUGAGCGAAGAAAAAGCAUCAGAUGACAAUCAAUCGGAUUUGUCAGCCGCUACGGAGAACUUAAAAAUUGAGGCCGAACCGAAAGACAGCGGAGACCAAGGAAAAACUGAUAAAGUGAAAAUUGACAUACUUCUGAAAGCCACUGGUAAUGCUCCAAUAAUGAAGAAGAAGAAAUGGGCUGUGGACGCAGAGAAACCGAUCGGGUGGAUCAUGGAGUUUGUCAAGAAAUACCUGAAGUUGGAACCUGAUGAAAGACUGUUCCUGUAUGUAAAUCAGACAUUUGCGCCAUCACCUGACCAAAUAGUGAAGAAUUUGUAUGACUGCUUCGGAACUGACGGUAAACUAGUCCUACAUUAUUGCAAAACUCAAGCUUGGGGGUGAGAAUAUAUAAUGUAUGGUAAAUUAAAUAAUGUAAAUAUGUUUUAGCCACUGUAUAGGAAUAUGUUUAAAAGUGAUGCCUGGUCAAUGUGUACAUAAAGAAAGUGUCAAGGAAGUACAUAAAGCUAUAAUCAAACUUUAUGUAGCAAGAUUUAAAUAAUGUAUAUUUCACACCAUUAUUUUAUUCCUGCUUUAAUAUUUUGCUACAUGUCAUUUGAUGAGCUAUCGAUCAUCUUCUAAUUUAUGUUUUGUGAUACUUAUUUAUUGAGAUCUACUUGUAUGUAUUGUAUAGUUAUAAGAUAACAUGUCAUUCCUACAUUAUUUUAUGAAUAAACACACCAAAUAACCCACAA